Sardina pilchardus (European sardine) is the source of this 1467-nucleotide messenger RNA. Its product is annotated as ADP-ribosylation factor-like protein 6-interacting protein 1. NCBI's taxonomy places the organism in Eukaryota, Metazoa, Chordata, Actinopteri, Clupeiformes, Clupeidae. The record is from RefSeq and is a predicted model, not a curated record. The coding region runs from base 119 to 709 and encodes 196 amino acids. Gene Ontology annotation, biological process: cotranslational protein targeting to membrane. The transcript is spliced from 6 exons. Gene Ontology annotation, cellular component: Sec61 translocon complex; membrane.
UAAAACGACUUGCCAUAGUGUGAUUGGCGAGAGCUCAUGUUACCAUUUCCUGAGCAGCUGGAAGAAAACACGUAGAUAUUGCAUGCGCAUUUGAGAUGAAGGAGUGCCGUCUUCAACAAUGGCAGAAGCAAGCGACAACAGUACACCACUGCAGGCUCAGGAAACGGCCCAACUAGAAGAACAUUUGCAGGGAUGGAGAGAGGUGAUACUGGCUGUGGAUCAGGUGCUGCGGUGGCAAAAGCCGUGGUUCCCGCUUGCACUGAUUGGGUUCACCACCGCAUUCUUUCUGUCACUGUAUUACCUGGACCCGUCAGUGCUGACCGGAGUUUCGAGUAGCAUAGUGAUACUAAGUCUGGCUGACUAUUUGGUGCCCAUAAUUGCCUCUAAGAUCUUUGGAUCAAAUCAGUGCAGGGUGUCUGAACAGCAGCGUUUCCACGAGAUAUGCAUAAGUCUGGUGAAGACAUACCAUCGCUUCACUGAUUGGUGGAAAGGCUUUUUCAACUUCAAGGACAGGAGGCCAAAGACGUACUUCCUAUUGGUCUUAAGCGCUCUGUUGGGGAUGGCAUGGGUUGGACAGCAGGUCCAUAACCUGCUGUUGACGCAUCUGAUCGUCACAUUCGUCUUGCUUCUACCUGGAAUAAUGAUUUGUGUGUCAAAAUACACUGCCAUGGUGCGGAGGCUUUUCAGACGGGGGAAAAAGAAUGACUGAGCAUCUGACACUCUUCUACUGGACGCAACGUCUUUCGGUCUCACAGACUAGAAGGUCUCCAACAUCGCAACAUCGUUACCACGCUCAAAGCAGUAUCUUCUAAGACCACUAGUGUAGUCUGUUAAGGCACUGUAGGGAGGGCACAGUUAUUCUGCUUGAAAUGUGUCCCACAUGCUCCAUGGGUUGGUUUCCUCAGACUGGUACAUUAUACAUUUUAUAUUUUAUAUUUAUGUGUGGCAUUCACUGGUUCCAAUGUACCAGGUCAUCUUUAUUAGCACUAUAUUGUGAACACAGAAGUGUUAUGGUCAUGCCAAAGACCACUGAAUGUCAGUUUAGCUGCAACCCUAGCCAAAAUAACUUCCUCGUUCACACAUUCCGACAUUCAGAGGUCAAUCUGUUUUAAGUCUAUGCUGUACUUUGCAUAGAUCAUCACACAUGUAUUUAUUAUUUGUGUAUUUUUGCUGUUUUCAUGUGAUUUAUUUAAGAAAUGCCUUAGUGGCUUCCACAAUAAAACACAUUUGGUAAAAAAAAAUAUUUGUCUUUUAUGAAACAUUGUUCAAUAAAGAGAUAAAAGAUUUAAUCAUUCCAUAAACAGUGUGACUUGGAGCCAGUAUUCAGAAACAAAAACAGUAAACUUGCAUCACUACAAUAACAUGUAGUAGGUUAUAGGGAUACAUACGUGAUUUUUUUUCUCGCAAAUUCUGGUUGGAUGUUUAAUUUUUAAGAGAAAAGCAUGCUGCUGAUUAAAAUGUCCUACA